GAAAAGGAGGGACCAACCAGAAGCGAAAUGUACAGAUUAACCUGCCUGCGUACGACGGGUUAAGGAAGAGACCGUCGAAGAGGAUAGCCAUGAAGUGGAUACGGUUCUCGCUCCUGGUUUUGGGGGUGUUUUCCCUGUGCUGUGCCACGGCUGGUGACAGCAGCGGCAUAAAGAAAAUGAAGAUGCAGUUUGCCACUGGACCUCUUCUCAGGUUUCAAAUCUGCAUUUCCUGAGGAUACAAGCGGGUGUUUGAGGAGUACACGCAGGCCUUGUACCAGCGGUACCCAGACAUCCGCAUUGAAGGGGAGAACUAUCUUCCUGUUCCCAUGUAUCGACACGUUGCUUCCUUCCUGUCUGUUUUCAAACUGCUGGUGAUUGGGCUGAUUAUCAUCGGCAGGGACCCAUUCGCUCUCUUUGGUAUGCAAGCCCCCGGAAUGUGGGAAUGGGGCCAAGGAAAUAAGAUUUAUGCCUGCAUGAUGGUGUUCUUCCUCAGCAACAUGAUUGAAAACCAGUUAAUGUCAACAGGAGCGUUUGAAAUCACAUUAAAUGAUGUACCAGUGUGGUCCAAAUUGGAGUCAGGUCACCUGCCCUCCAUGCAGCAGCUUGUGCAAAUCCUGGAUAAUGAAAUGAAGAUGAACGUUCACAUGAACGCAAGGCACCACCACCAUUCAUAACCUUACUGUUCAAUUCCUAGCUGAAGCUAAAAGCCCAUCCAUGUCUGAGGUGGGUUUCUCACUGGGCUGUGAGGUGAUGUUUAUGAACGUCUGCGCUGAAGGCAGGAACACUGCUAGCACAGACUGGAUGUCCCCAUCACUCUUCACUGCGCCCCUUAGAGAUGACCUGCCCCUGACGCCAGAGUGGGAUCCAUGGCAACAGUGCUGGCCAUUUUGUCAUUUUCUUGUACUAUUCAUACUACUACAGAGUUCAUCCAGGUGAUAUUAGUGAGCCCAUAAGGAGAGAGUUAACAUUGGUUCUUGUAGUCUUUAACUAUUUGAAUAUAAUUUGAUCUCUGUGGGGAAAAAAGAAACAAUGUGUCAUUUGUACCACUGAGCCAUAUGUAGAAAUUUGUUUAUCAAGUAGUUUACCGUGUAGAAAUUUGCAGCACUUAAAAGUCUGUCAUCACUGUUGUGAAAAUAACAUUGGGAACCUGUUGGUAUGAUUUCUGGAUUUUUAUAUUUACAAACCUUGGAGGAAACUAAGAAGAUUAAUAAAACAUAUUGUUAACUAUUUAACUCUGAAA
Molecule: messenger RNA, 1240 nt
Organism: Pundamilia nyererei
Lineage: Eukaryota; Metazoa; Chordata; Actinopteri; Cichliformes; Cichlidae
Gene: selenot1a
Product: selenoprotein T, 1a
Exons: 6
Biological process (GO): cell redox homeostasis
Cellular component (GO): endoplasmic reticulum membrane
Molecular function (GO): thioredoxin-disulfide reductase (NADPH) activity
Source: RefSeq, a predicted model, not a curated record